Molecule: messenger RNA, 2431 nt
Organism: Oreochromis aureus
Lineage: Eukaryota; Metazoa; Chordata; Actinopteri; Cichliformes; Cichlidae
Gene: dhcr7
Product: 7-dehydrocholesterol reductase
Exons: 8
Coding region: 138-1556 (472 amino acids)
Biological process (GO): cholesterol biosynthetic process; brassinosteroid biosynthetic process
Cellular component (GO): endoplasmic reticulum membrane
Molecular function (GO): 7-dehydrocholesterol reductase activity
Source: RefSeq, a predicted model, not a curated record
CUUAAUGGCGCUAUAGGCGGAGUCUGUGGCUGAACGGUGAGCUCUCUCCAGCUGUUAUUCAAUAACGAGCACCUGGGCAAGAGGAAAGGAGUAGGGAGAAGGCUGUCCCUCAUUUGUUACGGUUAUCUACAGUGACCAUGGAGACCACCAGGAGACGACCGCAGCACAGUGCCAAUGGGAAAAGAUCUGAACAGAAGGAGCAGCUAGCACAGUGGGGGAGAGCAUGGGAGGUGGACUGGUUUUCCCUCAUUAGUGUAAUAAGCCUCCUUUGCUUUGCCCCUUUCAUUGUCUUCUACUUUGUGAUGGCCUGUGAUCAGUACGAAUGCUCCAUCACCCAGCCUGUGUUGGAUUUGUACCAAGGAGAGGCCACCCUGCUCUCCAUUUGGGCCCGGGCACCCUCCUUCUCGUGGUCAGCUGCUAAGAUCUAUGCCAUCUGGGUGAGCUUCCAGGUGUUCCUGUACAUGUGUUUUCCUGAUAUAACCCACAAGUUCAUCCCUGGCUAUGUUGGUGGUGUGCAGGAAGGAGCACGAACUCCUGCUGGCCUGAUUAACAAGUAUGAGAUCAAUGGACUGCAGUGCUGGCUCAUCACUCAUGCACUGUGGUUUGCCAACGCACGUUAUUUCCACUGGUUUUCUCCCACGAUCAUAUUCGACAACUGGAUCCCUCUGCUGUGGUGCGCUAACAUACUGGGCUAUGCUGUGUCCACGUUCGCUUUCAUAAAAGCGUAUCUUUUCCCCACCAAUGCUGAGGACUGCAAGUUCACAGGGAACAUCUUCUAUAACUACAUGAUGGGCAUUGAGUUCAACCCCCGCAUAGGCAAGUGGUUUGACUUCAAGUUAUUCUUCAACGGCCGGCCCGGCAUCGUAGCCUGGACUCUAAUCAAUCUGUCCUACAUGGCCAAGCAACAAGAACUCUACGGUUACAUCACCAACUCCAUGAUCCUGGUGAAUGUACUGCAGGCUAUUUAUGUACUGGACUUCUUCUGGAAUGAGGCGUGGUACCUGAAGACCAUCGAUAUCUGUCAUGACCACUUUGGAUGGUAUCUGGGCUGGGGAGACUGUGUUUGGCUGCCAUACCUCUACACACUACAGGGUCUGUACCUGGUGUACCACCCAGUCCAGCUCUCCGAUGCCCACGCCCUCACCGUCUUGCUGCUCGGCCUCGUUGGGUAUUACAUCUUUCGCUCCACCAACCACCAGAAGGAUCUGUUCCGCCGCACAGAGGGCUCCUGCUCCAUCUGGGGCCGCAAACCAACAUGGAUCGAGUGCACGUAUCGCUCAGCUGAUGGCGGCAUGCACCGCAGCAAGCUCCUGACCUCAGGCUUCUGGGGCGUGGCCCGGCACUUCAACUACACCGGUGAUCUGAUGGGCUCUCUGGCCUAUUGUGCCUCUUGUGGUUUCGGCCACAUGCUUCCAUAUUUCUACAUUGUUUACAUGACUAUCUUGCUGGUCCACCGCUGUGUACGCGAUGAACACCGCUGCAGCAGCAAGUAUGGCAAAGACUGGAAACGCUACACCGAUGCCGUGCCUUCCCGGCUAAUUCCUGGAGUGUUUUAGAGCGUGGAAGGGGUGGCGGAAUAAUGGGAGGAAGGAAGGGUGAGCAGGGAAAAGAUAAAUAAAUACAGAAAUUUUGAAAUGCUGGUAGGUUAGCACAAUAAACAUGAGUUUUAUACACAUUGGGAAUACAUCAUUGAACAUUCUGCACAUUUCAUAUGUGCUGUAUUUUUAUACAUGGUGCCUGUAUUACAUGUGUGUAUGCAGGCAGAGUAGAUUUAUUGCUAGUUUGAUGCACAAAUCUAUUUUCUUUAAGCUCUGACGAUUUCAAACACAUUUUUCAACCAGAAGGACCAAACACAGCCUAACCAGCUCACACCAAAAUCAGGAACAUAUACAGCUAGUUCUGUAAGUCCUUUUUUUCUCCAACUACACAAUGCUGUGGUUUGUGUAUGGGUGAUUGAUAUGACAGUCGUUUAUCAAAAGUAAGUUUUGAUUACAAUUUAUCUCCUGGGAAUUUCUUUCCAGUUUUUAAGAUGACGCUUAGCUCCGAAUUACUUAAUAGCUGGCUCUAUUCGCAGGUUCACUGAAAAAAACGAUGUUCUUUUUAUAUAAAGGUUGUUGUAAGGUGUCACAUUGUUCAUUAGCAUUUACAAGAUUCUCAUUUCUUACCAACAGGAGAAUUUUGUUACACGAGCCAGGUUGUGUAAUGGCUUAUCUUGUUGGUGAAUGUUUUUGGGGUUUUUUUUUGUUUUUUGGUUUUUUUUUCACUGGUUGAGAGCAGGAUGCUCACAUAUACUGGCCUUGACUCAUUUAAAGACUUAUUAAGGAUCAUGGAAAUGACACAACUGAACAACAGUAAACUGUACUUUCUGGUUUUUUCUUAAGUCUGUAAAGAAUUAAACUUAAAGAAUUAAAAUGUUAAAAAUAUCAGUCUA